ACGAUUCCAGCGCAUGCUCACUGUGCCACAUGUGGAGCGGUACCUGCCUGACCAGAGAUCAAAGAUUAUUACCAGUCAGUGAUCAGCUCUGAUCGGGUCAGGAAGAAUGGCAACAGGACCGGAAGGAAAACUGCAGCUGGUCCAGAGACACGUCCGAGCUUUUCCAGACUUCCCAAAGAAAGGGAUCCUGUUCAGAGACAUUUGUCCCAUCCUGAAGAGUCCAGCUGCCCUGACAGCAGUCACUGACCUGUUUGAAGAACAUGUGAGGAGCCGUCAGCUGCAGGUGGACCUGAUCGUCGGUUUGGACGCUCGUGGGUUCCUAUUUGGGCCCCUGCUCGCCCAGAGGCUGGGCGUUGGCUUCGUCCUGGUUAGGAAGAAAGGCAAGCUGCCCGGAGCCACGGUCAGCGUGGCCUAUGACCUGGAGUACGGCACGGCGGAGGCAGAGAUCCAGGAGGAUGCAGUGGCUCCAGGCCAGAAGGUUCUGAUUAUUGAUGAUCUUUUAGCUACAGGAGGGACGCUGCUUGCAGCCUGUGAGCUAAUGAAGAAGCAGCGGGUGGACAUCCAGGGCUGCAUGGUGGUCAUCGAACUCAGAGACCUGAAGGGAGCUGACCGUCUGAAGCCUCACAACGUCUUCUCCCUUCUCCAGUACUAAGGAGCGCCUCAGCGCCCCCUCUGGUUCGCCAGGACCACCGCGGCAUCCCCUGGUGACUACAGCCAAGAAAACAAGAAAGCCUCAAAGAGGCCAUCCUGAACCUCCGCUCCUUUUACACACCCUGGAUAAUGAAAGAGACUAACUUAGCGUUAAAUGUCUGAAACUGGUCAACAGCACAGAUGGAUGGAACUAGUCAUCCAUAAACUCUAUUCCAAUUGAAUUGUUGUAUCAGGACCAAAACUCCCUCCUGCUAUAUGCAGCUGAGAUUUUCUUCUGUUCAGAUGCUGAAUCUUCUUCUUCUCUGCCUAGAGGUCCUAGUUGGUUUGCAUCUAGGACUAGGUAUCAAGUCCUAGAUGCAAACCAAACCGUUUCUUCAUCUAUAAGACAUAAAAGUUUCAAGUUUAAAAUGACUUGACCAUCUAAAGCCGGAGUGUCAAACUCAUUUUCAUGUUUUGCCCCAUCAAGAUCUUGAAAGUCCUCAAAGGGACGAUUGUGGCAGAAUGUGUAGAUAAAACUACCUUUUAGUAAAGUUUUAAAAUAUAGCUUUCUCUGGAUUCAGUUUGCAAUUUUUAAUAAAUACUUUUGUUUUAUUAAAUAUCUUUUCAUAUUUAUGUCUUCUGGCCGAAUACAAAUAAAAACAGUUUUGAUUUGACUGAUAAAAUGAGACAUAAGAACACAACUGUUAUCUUGAACUUGUAUUUAUGUGACCUUCUAACGUCUAAAGGGCCACAGGCAAAAUCUUUACUAUGGUGGGCUGGUUUCGGCCCGAGGACCUAGAGUUUUACACCUGUGAUCCCCCGGUCAGUUCUCCUUGUAAUGUUACUGUGUUGAUUCAGCCCAAAAUAAUUCCAUAGUUUUAACUGAAUCUGUAUUUGGGAGAUAUUUCCCAUAUCAGACUCCAAGCAAACUUUUUUUUUUAUCUCGCAAGAACCAGUUUUGGCCUAAAAUAUCGAUUUGGUAUAAGAGUUUCUAAACACAGAGAUGCACUGGAUGGAACAAUGUGACCAAUUUCUGAUCUGCAGUUUUUGUUGAGCGUUGACCUGCUGAUCUUGAUUUUUCUUUAGGAAUUCUGAUAUAAGAAAUGUAUUUAAUAUAUUUUUACGCUAAGAAUCUACAUUCUCCCUGAGAGAUGAACAAUACGCUGACACACAUCUGUCCUUUAAAGUCAGCCUUACGUCUUAUUUUGCUAUAAUAGGAAACUGUCAACUUUUUGUGCUCGUGCAGAAUUGCGAGGAAUCCCGGACAAGCCCCCAACAAACUGUUGAUUUUAACAUAACUUGGUUCAUUUCAACGGUCCAACAAGUACAGCGUUAUACAGUAACGCUUUACAUGUUACAAUGUGUACAAUAUAGUACACACAUUGCAAUAAUCAUUCAUAUGAAUGAUCUACACCAAUGAUUUGGGGAAGAAGACCUUUAUUAACUAUAACUAGCUGGAUGACAGAAGAACCCUUAGUGGUGAAGAUCCAGAUCACUAUUUUAAACUUUAAAAGUAAGACAUAAAGUGUUUAAAUCAAUCUGGAAACAGGAGCUUCAGUCUUCCAGUUUAAUAUCACUGCAGAGCUGAUUCUUCUAAACCAAGGUACAGUGUUAGAGUUGUCAACAUGCGAGGUGACAAAAGCUGGAAUUGCCCCUUUAAAAAGAUAAAGACGGUUCAGCAGAAGCCGAGGUAACAAGGUGUCAUUGAGUUCCUCAGAAACUGUGCGUUAGAUGGGGAGCUUUGUUUGUUCUCCCAACUUCUGGCAGUUUGAUUCACUGGCUGAGUCUUCUUGAUGCAUGCAAUGCUGCUGUUUCACCUCUAUGCACAUAAUCAAACACUACUGCUACACUUCCUGUCAGUAGAGCUUCCAGAAUAAACCCUACAAUGCAUGUA
Molecule: messenger RNA, 2524 nt
Organism: Xiphophorus maculatus (southern platyfish)
Lineage: Eukaryota; Metazoa; Chordata; Actinopteri; Cyprinodontiformes; Poeciliidae
Gene: aprt
Product: adenine phosphoribosyltransferase
Exons: 5
Coding region: 107-652 (181 amino acids)
Biological process (GO): adenine salvage; AMP salvage
Cellular component (GO): cytoplasm
Molecular function (GO): adenine binding; adenine phosphoribosyltransferase activity; AMP binding
Source: RefSeq, a predicted model, not a curated record